Esox lucius (northern pike) is the source of this 820-nucleotide messenger RNA. Its product is annotated as serotriflin. Bases 37 to 576 code for a protein of 179 amino acids. Gene Ontology annotation, cellular component: extracellular region. Lineage: Eukaryota; Metazoa; Chordata; Actinopteri; Esociformes; Esocidae. The transcript has 6 exons. The record is from RefSeq and is a predicted model, not a curated record.
AGGGUUUAUUUGCGCAUUCUUUUCCCAGGUCAAACAAUGUCUGUGUUCAUUUGUGUUGUGGGAGUCCUUGUGCUGCUGGCUCCUUGCUGUUUGUUGGUAGAUAUUGACACCAGCCAUGAUAUGGUUGUGAUGGAGAUCGUUAAAAAGCACAAUGAUCUAAGACGUCUGGUUCGUCCUCCUGCCAGAAACAUGCUGCAGAUGAACUGGAACCGCGAUGCAGCGGCCAAUGCCCAGAAAUGGGCCAACCGAUGCACCAAGGACCACAGCCCCAGAAAACAAAGAACUGUUGGCCCUUCUGAAUGUGGCGAGAACCUUUACGUGUCCUCAAAAGCCAUGUCCUGGAGUGAAACCAUCCAAACAUGGUACAAUGAGGGUGAAGAGUACAGCUAUAAAUUCAACAGACCGAAACACAUCGGCCGCUAUGUUGGUCACUACAUCAGAUUGGUAUGGGCCAACUCCAAUCAGAUCGGCUGUGGUGCUGCCCACUGCCCCAACAGCAAGUUCAAAUAUUACUACGUUUGUCACUACUGUCCCCGUGGCAACCUCUUUGGAAGAAAGCCCUAUCAGGCCAAGUGAUUCUUCACAGGAGAUGUUCUAUGAGUUAAGCUUUGCCCUGCCACAACCAGAUCCGGAGAUACACUCCUGGCAACUGAAUCAUGGUCAUGUCACUUCAAUGUGCUGUAGCUGUAUAUUAUUGAGGCUGUCCAUCCUCUUUACAAAUUUCCUUUUCAACUGAUGUCCUGGGUGACUGGAUUGAGGGAUUAGCCUGAACAGUAACUGCACAAUGUAAUUUCUCAAAUAAAAUGCUGAUUUAAUCAGA